Molecule: messenger RNA, 1815 nt
Organism: Parasteatoda tepidariorum (common house spider)
Lineage: Eukaryota; Metazoa; Arthropoda; Arachnida; Araneae; Theridiidae
Product: very long chain fatty acid elongase 4
Biological process (GO): fatty acid elongation, polyunsaturated fatty acid; fatty acid elongation, monounsaturated fatty acid; very long-chain fatty acid biosynthetic process
Cellular component (GO): endoplasmic reticulum membrane
Molecular function (GO): fatty acid elongase activity
Source: RefSeq, a predicted model, not a curated record
UGUUGUUGUUCUAAAAUUUCAAUAUUUCAAUUGUAUAAAUAUAUUGUACUUAAUGUUUUUACAGCAUUAAAGUUUUUAUGAUAAUCCAUCAACGUCAGAAUGGUCAGUUUGCAAGGAUUGAAAGAUUUUUUCUUCAAUGAAGAUCCAGAUAACCUUGAAAGGAUUGGGAGCUUCUACACUAUAAUAUCCAUAGUGUGUGGCUAUGUGGUAUUCGUGACAUACGUGGGUCCCCGACUCAUGAGAGGCCGGAAGCCAUUCAAACUGAACAAGAUAUUGAUCACAUACAAUGCGUGCAUCGUUCUAAUAAAUGCUUUCAUCGCAUACAAAAUUGGAACACAUGUUUACCCUCGCCUCUACAUGAUGUGCUGGUCUAGAGAUUCCUAUGAUAUUGAUUAUCACAUAAAGUACAUAUUCAAGUAUGGUUGGUGGUUCUAUCUUAGUAAAUAUGUUGAUUUUCUUGAUACAUUGUUUUUCGUUUUGAGGAAAAAAUGGCGACAGAUUUCAUUCCUACAUGUUUUUCAUCAUGGUUCUGUCGUCUUUUUAUGUUGGUUGGGAAUUUAUUUAAAACAUCGUGGAUUGUAUUUAGCAUUUGGAAUGCCACUCAAUGCAUUUAUUCACGUUUGCACUUAUUCUUACUACACGCUGGCCGCAUUUGGACCUCGUAUGCAAAAAUUUCUUUGGUGGAAGAAAUACUUGACAUUCCUUCAAGUUGGUCAGUUCAUCGUGGGACUUACUUUCAUAUUUUCGACUAUUGCUCUUGGAUGUGAAGAAUUGGAACCCAUUUUUAUUAUUGUCAUACCAUUCGGAAUAACUCUUUUACUUUUAUUUGUUAACUUUUAUAACAAAAACUAUGUUAAAUCAGACUAAAAACAAUUCAUUACUUGGGAUGUAAUAUUUCAUUCUUUUAUUUGAAAUUAAUUCAUAUAGGACAUAUUAAUAAGCAAUUAUAAAAUAAUACGUAAAACUUAUACUUAAAGGUAUACAUUUCUUUUAUGAAAAUACAACACUAUCAAGCUAUUCUAUUAUCUUCUCAGAAACUCAAUUACUUUCAAUAUCCAGAUUUUACGGAGAAAAGUGAAAUGAAUGGAUUUUUAAGAAAUGGGCGAGUUCUGUAAAACGGAAUCAGUGAAGUCACUCUGAAUGGUUAAAACGGAUGACUUAAAUUAAACGAAUUCAAUCCAUUUCAUUCUUAAAUAGAAGUUUUUCCCAAUUAAUUUAAAAAUUCUAUUUCCCUAACUUACCCACAUUCACUUUUAAAUAAUAAAUUUUAAACUGAAGGAAUAUUAAUGGUAGUUUUUUACUAAUUAAACUGACGACAAUCAUAAUUAUUUGUCACCUUAAAUUCAUUAUUGAAACUGAAGUUGAAUACCAGUUGUAGGAAACUUCAUAUAUUUCUCUCUUGCUAUCAUUAUGCCAGCAAUGGUUAUAGUGACAUAAAUUAUGAUUAUUAUUAUGAUCACAAAAAUAAAAUUUUUUACGAGUAAUAUUAUCAUAAAUUAUGAUUAGUUAAAAUCAGGAAUGCUUACUUUUAUGAUUGUAAAUUAUGAUUAGUUAAAAUCAGGAAUGUUUACUUUUAUGAUUGUUUACUUUCGUGAAUGUUUACUUUUUGGACUAUUACACGAAUCAUCAACGAUACUUAAAAUGAAUGCUGAUGGUAUCAUAUUUCUGCUUUAAUGUUUCAGUUAGAAGUUAUUUGUAUGAAAUGUUUUUGAGUAUUUUGUAACAAAAUUUUAUUGCCGUAAAAGAGAGUUGAAUGACUCCUUCUUGAAAUAGAAUGAGUAAAAAUAGUUGUUAAAUAAAACCUCUUAAUUUAUA